CCCGGGGGCCGCGGCCGAGGGCCGCUGAGCGCCGGCAGCCCCGCCGAUGCGCGCGGCCUCCCGCGCCGAGGCGCCCAGGCCGCGCCGGGCCCUGGGCUGAGGCCACCCGCGCGGCAUGUCCGGCCCGGCCCGCCGCCCGCCGCCGCCCAGGGCCCGAGUCCGCGCGGUCCGCACAGAGCCCGGCGGUGCCGCGUAGCGCAGCGGCAGCCCGACGGUGCGGCCGCAAGGUCACCGCGCGCCAUGGAGGCCAAGGUCCGCCAGAGCCGGCGCUCGCGCGCGCAGCGGGACCGCGGCCGGCGCCGGGAGGCGGCCCGUGACGCCCGCGACCAGAGCGCGUCGUCGGGGGACGAGCCUGAGCCCGGGCCCGGCAAGGAGAACGCGGGCCUGCCCCGCGCGCCCCCACCCCGCGCCGCCGCCGCUCGCCCCCCGCGCCGCCGCCGUCGCGAGUCCAGCUCGCAGGAGGAAGAGGUCAUCGACGGCUUCGCCAUCGCCAGCUUCAGCACGCUGGAGGCCUUGGAGAAGGACAUGGCCCUGAAGCCUCAUGAGCGGAAGGAGAAGUGGGAACGUCGCCUUGUCAAGAAGGCCCGCGAGUCAGAAAACUGCCCGUCUGCAGAGCCGAGUGAGAACGGGCGGCCCCUGGAGGCAGGCAGCUCCGAGCAGGACCUGGAGCCCACCUGUGACCGAGGGAAGAAGAAGGCCCCGCUGCAGCCCGCCAAGCAGAUGAAGGUUGCUGUGUCCAGAGGGGCUGACCACAACAGUGACGGUGACAGCUUCCGAGAAGCCACCAGCUCCCGGAGGAGCAGUUCUCGGGACCAGCUCAGUGACAGCUCAGCCCAGGCGGUCUCAGGCAGAGGUUACUCCUGCGACAGCGAGAGCGGCGGGGAUGACAAGGCAUCUGUGGGCUCGGAGAAGCUCUUUGCCCCAGCAGCCAAUAAAGGGCCCACACUGGGCGAGAAGUCCGAGGCCAAGGCCGGGGCGGCGCCCAAGGUCUCGGGCCUGGAGCGCAGCCGCGAGCUGAGCACCGAGCCGCCCUUCCUGCCCCCCGUGCGCAGCCCGGGGCCGGUCCUGCCCUCCGCCGGCGCCCCGGCCAGCCCACCCGUCAAGAAGGAAGCCCCGGCCCUGCCCCGCCUUGCCCCGCAGCCGCCGCCCGCGCCCCCGCAGCCCCGGGUCCCGCUCCCGACGCACGUGCCUCUCCCCCCGGGCGCCUUCCCGGGCCCCGGCCCGGCGGCGGCGGCGGCGGCCGUGCCGCACAACGGCCUGCACAGCCUCAGCAGGAGCAGCAGCGCCAACAGCGGCGCCAGCCUGGGGCUCGCGAAGCACGUGUCCCUGUCUCCUCACGGGCCGGGGCCCCACCUCUCUACCUCACACUUGGCGCUCCGCUCGCAGGCCCAGCACCAGCACCACGCGGCGGCCAUGUUCGCCGCGCCCCCGACACUGCCCCCGCCCCCGGCGCUGCCGGCCAACAGCCUGGUCAUCCCAGGACACCCCACCGAUGCCAGCCUGUUGAUCUCAUUCAGCCAGCCAAUCAUGUAUUGCCAGCCUCAUUCGGGGAUUCUGAUUGGUACUUGGUCACAGGCACCUCUCUUACCUCCACCCUGGGGCCCGCACGUAGCGAGCGGCCACCACGGCUUGGCCUGCCGAAACCGGGAGUGCCAGCAGGUGACUAUCCGCCUCGCCCCACCGGGAGCCCGCGGCCGACGUGCCUCUCUGUCUCUCUCUUUUUCUCUUGUAGAUCACGAGCUGCUCAGGCAAGAGCUGAACGCGCGUUUUCUGGUCCAGAGCGCCCCCCUGGGCCCGGGAGCUCUGCUGCGGGCGGAGUUCCACCAGCACCAACACACACACCAGCACACACACCAGCACCAACACACAUUCGCCCCCUUCCCAGCUGGGCCGCCCCCGACGCCGCUCCUGCCGCCCGCCGCACCCCCGCCGUUUGACAAGUACACGCCCAAGCUGGACAGCCCCUACUUCCGACAUUCCAAUUUUUUCCCGCCCUUCCCUCCAGCCGUCCCAGGACUGCCUGCCCUGCUCCCACACCCAGGUCCCUUUGGAUCCCUGCAGGGUGCUUUUCAGCCCAAGACUUCAAACCCACUCGAGCUAACAGGCCGGGCCAGUGCUGUUCACACCCUACUACAGAAAGCCCCCGGGGUGUCCGACCCGUACCGGACAGCAGUCAGGAAGCCUGGGAAGUGGUGUGCUGUGCACGUGCAGAUCGCCUGGCAGAUCUACCACCAUCAGCAGAAGAUAAAGAUGCAGCUGGACCCCCACAAGCUGGACGUGGGCACCAAGCUGGACUUGUUCAGCAGACCCCCCGCCCCAGGUGUGUUCACCGGAUUCCACUACCCGCAGGACCUGGCCCGGCCCCUCUUCUCCAGCUCAGGUGCCGCCCAUCCCACCACCAACCCGUUCGGACCCUCAGCCCAUCCUGGCAGCUUCCUGCCCACUGGUCACUUGACAGACCCUUUCAGCAGAUCAAGCACCUUCGGGGGCCUGGGGAGCCUGGGCAGCAACGCUUUCGGAGGCCUGGGAAGCCACGCGCUGACUCCCGGCGGCGGCAUCUUUGCCCCCAAGGAGGGCCCCACGCUGCACGGCCUGCCGAGCCCCCACGAGGCCUGGAACCGGCUGCACCGGGCGCCGCCCUCCUUCCCCACGCCACCCCCGUGGCCCAAGCCCAUAGAUGCCGAGCGGGUCUCAGCCCUGACCAACCACGACCGAGAGCUGGACAAGGGCAAGGAGGAGCGGGAGCGGGACCUCCUGGAGAAGACGCGCCUGCUGAGCCGGGCCUCGCCCUCGGCCCCCGUGGGCCACCCAGGCAGCAGCCUCCUGCUCCGUGGCCAGGGCGAGCCGGGCCGGCCGGGGAUCCCCGCCGAGCGCGAGGCCGAGCCCCGCGUCAAGGAGAGCCGCUCCCCGGCCAGGGAGGACGGCGCCAAGCUCAGCAAGGCGGCCCUGGGGGACAGCCUGCGCCUGGCCGGCCUCCUGGGCCGCGAGCUGGCGGGGAAGCCGCCCGAGGCACCGGCCGAGCGGUCCCAGAGCGAUGUGAAGGUCAAGGAGGAGCGCGGGGAGGACGUCGACGCGCCCCCGCAGCCCGGCCCGGGCCCCGCGGGCCGCGAGCGCACGGCUUUCGCGUGGGAGCCGCCGAGGGAGGCCUACCGCGGCCCGGAGGCGCCCCGCCGCGCGCCGCUCGGCCCGGGCCCCGCCGCCCUCCUCGAGCCCUCCGAGCGUCCCUACCGCGACCGCGAGCCGCACGACUACAGCCCCGAACGCCUGCGGGAGGCGCGCCGCGACGAGCUGGAGCGCGCCCGGGCCGCGCACCUGGGCGCCGGGCCUGCGCACCUGGACGGCGCUGCGCUGUUGCCCGCACUGGGCGCCCUGCAGUACCCGCGCCUGGCGCCCGCCCCCGCCGCCGCCGGGCUGCACAACGGGCUCCUGGCCCGGACCCCGCCCGCCACCGCCACACUGGGCGCGCCGCCCCCGCUGGUGGCCGCGGGCGGGCCCCCCACGCCUCCCGGGCCGCCACGGAGCAGGACUACGCCGCUCGGGGCCCGUGCGCCUGGCGAGGCCCGCGACUACUCCCCGUCCCGCAACCCCCAGGAGGUGGAGGCGCGGUAGUGGCCGCCGGCCUGCGCCCACCGCGAGCGCGGAGGCUCCUCCACCAACGCACUGCUGUCGACUUUUCUAAACGUCUAUUUCUAGAACUUAAGCACAGUUCCAUCGGCCCUGGGGCGAUGCGCACCCUUCCACUCGCAGC
Messenger RNA from Hippopotamus amphibius kiboko, 3748 nucleotides. RefSeq names its product fibrosin like 1 (gene FBRSL1). The record is from RefSeq and is a predicted model, not a curated record. The transcript is spliced from 19 exons. Lineage: Eukaryota; Metazoa; Chordata; Mammalia; Artiodactyla; Hippopotamidae. The coding region runs from base 241 to 3609 and encodes 1122 amino acids.